UAGAUUUCAGCAGGGGCAGACUGACCAUUCAAGCACUCGGGCACUGCCCGAGGGCCCGGGGUCAGUAGGGGGCCCCAUGAGAUGCCCCUGGUACCUUUCAUUGGCUUUUUCAUAAGCUUUUUUGGAUGUGGGUGAGCACACAGGAGCCCCAUGAUCCCCUAUUGCCCGGGGGCCCCAUAAAUUGUCAGUCCGCCCCUAGAUGGCAGUAUUAUUUACAUUUGUGUUGUUGGAUUUUACUGUUGUCAGGUCACUUAUACACAUUAGACGUGGGCUCUAUAACUAUGAGACAU
This is a messenger RNA of Staurois parvus, 290 nucleotides long. Lineage: Eukaryota; Metazoa; Chordata; Amphibia; Anura; Ranidae. The record is from the annotation of a GenBank genome assembly.